GAGGGGGAGGAAGGCGAGGAGUGUGGCCUCUUGGGGAUCCGUUGGAAGUCGCGGGCUAACUACCCAUCGGCUGCUUCUCCCAACUCGACGCUCUGAGGCCUCCUCUAUCGGCCCCAUUUCUCCUGCUCUUCCGAGAAGAAGGAGGUGCCACCUUGUGAGAAGGGCCGGGCCCAGCUAAAAGUAGAGGCAGCUGGUGGAAGCAGGGAGGUGCCUGGGAGGUUUGAACCUCCGGGAGAAGUAGGAGGAGGAAGGGGGGGGGCGGUGGGAGGAGACGAGGAACCCUGGGUCGGGCAGGGAAGACACGGGGCGAGCUGUGUACCAGUCAGGUCCUCAGCCUCGUAGCAGGGCGGUAGUAGCACCGUUCACUUGCGAGGGAGAAGCGGGAGGGGAAAAGGACCAGUAGAGAACCGCCCCCUCCCCCAUCCCCUCUAACUCCCCUCCCCCCAGUGGUCUCCCGGAGGAGAUUGGUUGGAACUCCCUGAGCUGUCCCCCUCCGGGGCCUAGUUCUCACCUCCGGAGGAGGGAUCGGGGCACCGGGCGGGGGGAGGAGAAGUAGGCGGGGAGACCGGGGCAUUGGGGGAAGGAGGAGGAGGAAGCGAAACCGGGGCCGCGGCCGGAGGAGGAGGGAACGGGGGCCCGGUGGGGGGGCGGAGCGGCCGCCGCGGGUUUGUUUUCUCAGCAGUAGACAUGGCAGACGAGACCCCCAAGAAGGGGAACUUUUCGGCUCUCGUUGGACACACCAAUGGCCUCACGAAACCCGCUUCCCUGGCGGCGGCCGCCGUCGCCACGAAACCCGGGGGGGGCGGGGGCAGUGGCGGCUCCUCAAAGAAAUUAGUGAUUAAAAAUUUCAGAGACAGACCGAAAUUGCCAGAUAAUUACACUCAGGAUACAUGGCAGAAACUUCAUGAAGCAGUAAGAGCCAUACAAAGUAGCACCUCCAUUAAAUAUAACCUUGAAGAACUCUACCAGGCUGUUGAAAAUCUCUGUUCUUACAAAGUGUCCCCAACACUCUACAAGCAACUGCGACAGGUUUGUGAAGAUCAUGUCAAAGCACAAAUCCUUCAGUUCAGAGAAGAUUCUCUAGAUAGCGUUUUAUUUUUAAAGAAGAUAAACAAAUGCUGGCAAGAUCAUUGCAGACAAAUGAUCAUGAUUAGAAGUAUUUUCUUGUUUUUGGAUCGCACUUAUGUACUUCAGAAUUCAAUGCUUCCUUCUAUAUGGGACAUGGGAUUAGAACUAUUUAGAAACCACGUUAUUAGUGAUAAACUGGUUCAAAGUAAGACUAUUGAUGGAAUUCUUCUGCUAAUUGAACGAGAGAGAAAUGGUGAAGCUGUGGACAGGAGCUUAUUACGAAGUCUUUUGAGUAUGCUCUCUGAUCUUCAAGUCUAUAAAGAUUCAUUUGAGCAGAAAUUUUUGGAAGAGACUAAUUGUUUAUAUGCUGCAGAAGGCCAAAGACUUAUGCAAGAAAGAGAGGUCCCAGAAUAUCUUAACCAUGUAAACAAACGUUUAGAAGAAGAAGGAGACAGAGUAAUAACAUAUUUAGAUCACAGCACACAGAAACCACUAAUUGCUUGUGUGGAGAAACAACUUUUAGGUGAACAUUUAACAGCGAUUCUACAGAAAGGACUUGAUAACUUGCUUGAUGAAAACAGAGUGCCUGAUCUCACACAGAUGUACCAAUUGUUCAGUCGAGUAAAAGGAGGGCAACAGAUACUCCUGCAGCACUGGAGUGAAUACAUCAAGACUUUUGGGACAACAAUAGUAGUUAAUCCUGAAAAGGACAAAGAUAUGGUACAAGAACUACUAGAUUUUAAGGAUAAAGUGGACCACAUCAUAGAAGUAUGCUUUCAGAAAAAUGAAAAAUUCAUUAACUUGAUGAAAGAAUCCUUUGAAACAUUUAUCAACAAGAGACCAAAUAAGCCAGCAGAACUAAUAGCAAAACAUGUUGAUUCCAAGCUAAGAGCUGGUAAUAAAGAAGCAACAGAUGAAGAACUAGAAAGAAUUCUUGACAAAAUCAUGAUAAUAUUCAGAUUUAUUCAUGGUAAAGAUGUUUUUGAGGCAUUUUAUAAGAAAGAUUUGGCAAAAAGACUCCUUGUUGGAAAGAGUGCUUCUGUUGAUGCUGAAAAGUCUAUGUUGUCAAAACUAAAACAUGAAUGUGGUGCUGCUUUCACCAGCAAGUUGGAGGGAAUGUUCAAGGAUAUGGAGCUCUCCAAAGACAUUAUGAUUCAGUUUAAACAGUACAUGCAGAAUCAGAGUGACCCAGGGAAUAUAGAUCUAACAGUAAAUAUACUUACUAUGGGAUACUGGCCAACAUACACACCUAUGGAGGUGCAUUUAACUCCAGAGAUGGUUAAACUUCAAGAAGUAUUUAAGACAUUUUAUCUUGGAAAGCACAGUGGUCGAAAGCUUCAAUGGCAAACCACUUUGGGACAUGCUGUUUUAAAAGCAGAGUUCAAAGAAGGAAAGAAGGAGUUUCAGGUGUCACUCUUUCAGACAUUAGUGCUUCUUAUGUUUAAUGAAGGAGAUGAGUUCAGUUUUGAAGAAAUUAAAAUGGCUACUGGUGUAGAGGAUAGUGAAUUGCGAAGAACCUUACAGUCUUUGGCUUGUGGUAAAGCACGUGUACUGAUUAAAAGUCCAAAAGGCAAAGAUGUAGAUGAUGGAGAUAAAUUCUUCUUUAAUGGAGAUUUCAAGCACAAAUUGUUCAGAAUAAAGAUAAAUCAAAUCCAGAUGAAAGAAACUGUUGAAGAACAAGUUAGCACCACAGAACGAGUGUUUCAGGAUAGACAAUAUCAGAUUGAUGCUGCUAUUGUACGAAUAAUGAAGAUGAGGAAGACCCUUGGUCAUAAUCUUCUAGUUUCCGAAUUGUAUAAUCAGCUGAAAUUUCCAGUAAAGCCUGGAGAUUUGAAAAAGAGAAUUGAAUCUCUAAUAGACAGAGACUAUAUGGAAAGAGACAAAGACAACCCUAAUCAGUACCACUAUGUUGCAUAAUGAAGACGACAACAACAGACUGUUUUUCAUAAAACACUAGAAUGUAUCUUCAGGACACUGAAACAUACCGAUGCUGUUUCCAGACCUACUUUCAGCAGAUUUUCAGGUUGAUGCAUAUGAUUCAAUCAACUGCAUGCCCUGCUGUGGAUGAAAAGCAAAGGAAAUGUUUCUUGGAUCAUCCUUUACAAGGCUUAGUGAUUUUUAAAUGGCAUACAUCUCCUCUUCCCCACCCCCUCCCCCCAUCUUCCUCUUAUUCUAUUAGACCAUUAAGAUUGUUUCUACUGCUCUGUACAAAAUAAUUUUGAAGUUGGACAGGAAGAUACCAAUUAAAAGACAUUUCCUCUUGUGGACUUUUUUUCUGUGACAAAACACCUAAAGUUUGGUUUGGUUUUGUGUGUGAUCAUGAAUGCACAUCAUUUAAAAAAAAAAAAAAAAGACCCUAAAUGCUGCAUUCUCUAGCUACAAAAAUUACUUCGGUAUCUAGGAAAACAAGAGACCUUAAUUGACGAACACUUAGGCAGAAACAUUCAGUGUUGAAAUACGCUGAUUUUUUGAAUUAUGCACCAUGAGUACCAGUAUCUGUUUCUUUUACAUUUAUUUUCAGGUAGUUUUAAACUUUGGAGACUGGUUUUUUAUAAAUCAGGUUUCUAAAUAAGAUCUCUUAAGUGCCAAGAGGAUGCUUAUGUUUAAAUAUAGUGAACCAUCAGAUACCUUUAUUUUAGCUAUGGUAUUCAUGUUUGGGAUUUGUGUUUUGGUUUGUUCUUUUUUGUUUGACAUUUUAAGAUUGAGUCUAGCGGACCCAGUUUUUUGCAUUAGGGUCACUGCUAUUUGAUUUUAUUUACUGUAACUAUAGUAUUACUACAGUAAACCUUGGUUCUAUUUUUACAGUCAUGCACAAGGAUAGUAAUCAUACUAUGUGCUCCACCACUGUAAAAAAAAAAAAAAAAAAAAGUUUAUCAAAGGCUUUUUAAAGUCUUGAUGUUGUGAAAGCAGAGGUUAUUUUGUCUAGAGAGGCUAAAAGAAUUUUGUUGGUAUCUUGUUUCAUAUUGUAUAUAUAUAUAAGUGGGUUUGAAUUAAAAGAAUGAAAGUUAUGUAGCUAUAUAGUAUGGUAACUAUGAGCAAGAUACUUUUUGUGAUAACAUUUACAAGUACCUCUGUAUAUUUUACAGGAUUUGCAUAAUAGCAUGUUUCAUUUUGAUUAAAAGCUACCAAAGGAGUUUUGAUCAUGACAUAAGUGUUUAAGCAAUACUUCCAGAAAAUACUAAAUUUAUGUAAUUUGAUUUUGUGCACAAUUAAAAUCCCCCUUUUAAAACAUUCAUUGUUUAAAAUGUGACAUCUUAUGGAUUUUCGUAUUAAAGUCCUCAUUCUUUCUUCAGGCAUCAUCAUUUCCAUUGCUUUUAUUUCUUUUCUUGGUUCUACAGGAUAUAGUAUAUAGAAGCCAAAUAGAUUUCUACUGCAUAUUAAGUUCAAGAACUAUGUCUAGAGAUUGUUAAUAUUGUAACUUAAUGUAGACUUAUAUUUUGAAUAAAAUUAGUUUAAUUUG
Molecule: messenger RNA, 4528 nt
Organism: Sarcophilus harrisii (Tasmanian devil)
Lineage: Eukaryota; Metazoa; Chordata; Mammalia; Dasyuromorphia; Dasyuridae
Gene: CUL4A
Product: cullin 4A
Exons: 20
Coding region: 688-2985 (765 amino acids)
Biological process (GO): protein ubiquitination; DNA damage response; ubiquitin-dependent protein catabolic process
Cellular component (GO): Cul4A-RING E3 ubiquitin ligase complex
Molecular function (GO): ubiquitin protein ligase binding
Source: RefSeq, a predicted model, not a curated record